GGAGUACACCAUCGACCUGGAGGAGGGCUCGCAGCACCUGAUCCGAUACAAGACCAUCGCCCCGCUGGUGGCCUCGGGCGCAGUACAGCUCAUCUGAGGGGCAAGUGGUGUACAGCGCACACGCCGCGGUCCCCCCAGCCAUGCCCGUGGACCUGGCCAUGGGGCUCUGCCUGAGCCACUCGCCUCCCAUCCGCAAGCUCCUGAACUCCUAUGAGGAGCUGCGGGGCAACCGAGGCCGCAAACCUCUCCGAUCCUGUCUCAACCAGAAGCCAAGCACAGAACCUGAGCCUGAGCAGCGAGACAACACCAAGGGCUUCAAGGGCCAGAAGAAGAGGGUCGUGUUCGCCGACAUGAAGGGGCUCUCGCUGACAGCUGUCCGCUUCUUCUCCAAGAUUGAGGAGGACCUCUGUGACUUGCAGCAUGCCCUGUCUGACCUCACCAGGUUCCGACCUAGGCUGCGAGACUCGCGCCCGGAAACGUGCAGGUACGUGCUGGACUUCCCACAGCCUUCUGCGGACUAUGUGGCUUUCCGCAGCCGCCUGCACAGCAACCUUGUCAGCCUGGAGAACUGCCUGCUCCAGGACCGUGCCCUGUCAGGGACAGUGAAGGUCAGGAACAUCGCAUAUGAGAAGAAAGUGGUGGUCCGCAUCACCUUUGAUGGCUGGAAGAGCUUCCGGGACAUCUUCUGCCAGUACAUGCAUAGCACGUACGGCUCGGCCGACACAGACACCUUCUCCUUUGAGCUCACCCUGCCCAAGCCGUCCGUCUCCCGCAGGGCCACAGAGUUCUGCAUCUCCUUCCAGUGUGGACAGAAGACCCACUGGGACAACAACCAUGGGCGGAACUACAAGAUCUGCUCUGUGGCCACAAACCGCCCUCCCUCCCGUGCCGUGAAGAGUGCCCGUGGGGCCUGGGAGCAUCUUGGCACCUCUCGGGCUGCCGCCUUGGUCCUCUCACACCUGCAGACCUGGCGGCGCUCGGAGGCGCAGGCUCCGUAUUGGUAGGAGCGCAGCGUGCAGAGAUGCAGGUCCCUUCCAGCCCUGACCGUGGUGCAGGGGCCACUGGGGAGAGCUCGGAGGCAGGCGGCGCUGCUCCCGGUUCUGUUGGCUGCUCCGGGGGGGCCCGGCCUGCCACCACACGAGCCGGUGCCGGGAUCCAUGGACAUGUCUGUGCUGCUGCUUCUGCCACAGGGGUUGGAAGCUGUCGUGCGGUGCAACGCCCGAUUUGUGUGACUCCAUCUGGCCUGACUCCCGCCCAGUGCAACUCCCACCCGUAGGCUCUCCGGGAGCACCGUCCGCAGAGCAGGGGGCUGACGGGGCACCGGCUGCCGCUCGGGCUGGGAGCCGCGGGUCUCCCGGAGCGUCUCAAGGGCCUUAUGCAGCGCCGCGGUCUCGGGGCGCUGGUGCUGUAACGGGGAGCGAAUAAAGUGAGGGCGCUUCGGGAGCG
This is a messenger RNA of Cuculus canorus (common cuckoo), 1446 nucleotides long. RefSeq names its product protein phosphatase 1 regulatory subunit 3C-B-like. Gene Ontology annotation, cellular component: protein phosphatase type 1 complex. The coding region runs from base 141 to 1004 and encodes 287 amino acids. The record is from RefSeq and is a predicted model, not a curated record. NCBI's taxonomy places the organism in Eukaryota, Metazoa, Chordata, Aves, Cuculiformes, Cuculidae. Gene Ontology annotation, molecular function: protein phosphatase 1 binding; glycogen binding. The transcript is spliced from 2 exons. Gene Ontology annotation, biological process: regulation of glycogen biosynthetic process.